AGCAUUUUGAGCGAGCUUGCAGAAAAUGAGAAGCUUUCAGCUGGCCACUGGCUUGUCCCUUCCAGCUGCCUGAAAGGCCGCUCGACGAGCAUUUUAGCUUCUCUUUAGCAGUAGCGGGGGGAGUGCGCGCACACCGCAAACACAAUUGGAAACCAGCGUGCAGGGUCAAAGACAACCAGACCCCCAUGUCAGUGAUCUAGGAUGGCCAGUGAAGGCACCAACAUCCCAAGUCCUGUGGUGCGUCAGAUUGACAAGCAGUUUCUGAUCUGCAGUAUAUGCCUGGAACGGUACAAGAAUCCCAAGGUUCUCCCCUGUCUGCACACUUUCUGUGAGAGGUGCCUGCAGAACUACAUUCCCGCCCACAGUUUAACCCUCUCCUGCCCAGUGUGCCGCCAGACCUCCAUCCUGCCCGAGAAAGGGGUGGCCGCACUCCAGAACAACUUCUUCAUCACAAACCUGAUGGAUGUGCUGCAGCGAACUCCAGGAAGUAAUGUUGAGGAGUCUUCCAUCUUGGAGACGGUCACUGCUGUGGCUGCGGGAAAGCCUCUCUCUUGCCCAAACCAUGAUGGGAAUGUGAUGGAAUUUUACUGCCAGUCUUGUGAGACUGCCAUGUGUCGUGAGUGCACUGAGGGGGAGCACGCAGAACACCCGACAGUCCCGCUUAAAGACGUGGUGGAGCAGCACAAGGCCUCCCUCCAGGUCCAGCUGGAUGCCGUCAACAAAAGGCUCCCAGAAAUAGAUUCAGCUCUUCAGUUCAUCUCAGAAAUCAUUCAUCAGCUAACCAACCAAAAAGCUAGCAUUGUGGAUGAUAUUCAUUCCACUUUUGAUGAGCUCCAGAAGACAUUAAACGUGCGAAAGAGCGUGCUGCUUAUGGAACUGGAGGUCAACUAUGGCCUCAAACACAAAGUCCUUCAGUCACAGCUGGAUACUCUGCUCGAAGGGCAGGAGAGUAUUAAGAGCUGCAGCAACUUCACAGCUCAAGCCCUUAAUCAUGGCACCGAGACCGAGGUGCUACUGGUCAAGAAGCAGAUGAGCGAGAAGCUGAACGAACUUGCUGACCAGGAUUUCCCAUUGCACCCUCGAGAAAACGAUCAGUUGGACUUCAUCGUGGAAACUGAAGGACUGAAGAAGUCCAUCCACAACCUUGGGACGAUUUUAACUACCAACGCUGUUGCCUCUGAGACAGUAGCGACGGGAGAGGGGCUGCGGCAGACCAUCAUUGGGCAGCCUAUGUCUGUCACCAUAACAACCAAGGACAAAGACGGGGAGCUCUGCAAGACUGGCAAUGCCUACAUCACCGCGGAACUAAGCACCCCUGACGGGAGCGUGGCGGACGGAGAGAUACUAGACAACAAGAACGGCACCUAUGAAUUUUUGUACACUGUCCAGAAGGAAGGGGACUUCACCCUCUCUCUGAGACUCUAUGACCAACACAUCCGAGGGAGCCCUUUUAAACUGAAAGUGAUCCGCUCAGCUGAUGUGUCUCCCACCACCGAAGGCGUGAAGAGGCGCGUAAAAUCCCCUGGGAGUGGCCAUGUAAAGCAAAAGGCUGUGAAAAGACCCGCCAGCAUGUACAGCACCGGAAAACGAAAAGAGAAUCCUAUUGAAGACGAUUUGAUCUUUCGAGUGGGUACCAAAGGAAGAAAUAAAGGAGAGUUUACAAAUCUUCAGGGGGUAGCUGCAUCUACAAGUGGAAAGAUACUAAUUGCAGACAGUAACAACCAAUGUGUGCAGAUAUUUUCCAAUGAUGGCCAGUUCAAAAGUCGUUUUGGCAUACGAGGACGUUCUCCUGGGCAGCUGCAGCGACCCACAGGAGUAGCUGUGCAUCCCAGCGGAGACAUAAUCAUUGCAGAUUAUGAUAAUAAAUGGGUUAGCAUUUUCUCUUCAGAUGGGAAGUUUAAGACAAAAAUUGGAUCAGGAAAGUUGAUGGGGCCCAAAGGAGUUUCUGUGGACCGCAACGGGCACAUUAUUGUGGUGGACAACAAAGCGUGCUGUGUGUUUAUCUUCCAGCCAAAUGGGAAAAUAGUCACCAGGUUUGGUAGCCGAGGAAAUGGGGACAGGCAGUUUGCAGGUCCCCAUUUUGCAGCUGUAAAUAGCAAUAAUGAAAUUAUUGUCACAGACUUCCAUAACCAUUCUGUCAAGGUGUUUAAUCAGGAAGGAGAGUUCAUUUUAAAGUUUGGCUCAAAUGGAGAAGGAAAUGGGCAGUUUAAUGCUCCGACAGGUGUAGCUGUGGAUUCAAAUGGCAACAUCAUUGUAGCAGACUGGGGAAACAGCAGGAUCCAGGUUUUUGAUGGAAGCGGAUCAUUUUUGUCCUACAUUAACACAUCUGCUGACCCACUGUAUGGUCCCCAGGGCCUGGCGCUAACUUCAGAUGGCCAUGUUGUGGUUGCAGACUCUGGAAAUCAUUGUUUCAAGGUUUAUCGAUACUUGCAGUAAUGGUGGGCAGCUGAACAACCCCUUACAAAGGUCUUGCACUAUAAACUGGAAUGGAUUUCUCAACGCGGGACCAGAUUAUGACUAGAUUUUUUGUGCUAGAGGGAAUCACUGGUGAACUUUCCAAGGGUAUUUCUGAAUGUAACAAUCUCCUUAAGACUGUGCAUCUAUCUGAUUUCUGUAAUUCACCUUUAGGGUUAAAAAAAAAAAGAGAAAACCUCUUCUACUGAAUCUACAAAAACUGCAAAGUUUUACACCUGUGAACUAUGGCUUAUAGAACAGGGCUUUAUGUAGUUAAACUAAUUUUGCAAAUCAAACAAACAUUUUAAAAAACUAGACUAUUUAAAGGUAAUUUGUUAAUCCUAUGAAUGGUACCUUUUGUUCAGAGCUUCCAAAAACUAAACAAAACAAAACAAAAUCUGUUGUAGUUACAUACUUUAUUUAACCUAGGUCACAAGACCUAAGAAAUCUUCUAACCUCACUUUCACAGUAGGUAUUACUCUUGUGACACUUUUUUGGUCAUCAAUAACUAAGUAUAAAUUACUUUAGAAAAAAUAAGGCUGUCUUGCAAAACCUUCCCAGCUCUGAUUGGCAGGCCUUGAUGUUAGCACCUAAGAAUAAAUGCAAAUUUCCCAACUUUUCUGGAUUAGAUCAAAGAUCAUUUUUGUGCUUUCUUUUCACUUUCUCUUUUGUGUUCACUUUGCUCCAGAAAACAAAGUGCAUUUUCAGGAAGACCUGAAAUUCCUAAUGCUUUGAAGAGCAUAUUAUAAUAGUCAUGCUACCUUUUGGUAAACAAACAGCCCCACAAACUCCAGAUUAAUGUACUGGAAUGUAAUCAAGAAAAGGUUAGUCACAUUGUAUGUGCUAUGUUCUCACAUGUGUCUAUCCUUUUCCACUUUGUGAAAGCGAAGGCUUUACCUCCUGCAAACUGUCAGCACAUGUAGUAGGACACCAGUAUCCUAGGACAGAGAGCCAUAAGUAGCCCUUUGGAGGACUGAUGGUGUCAACCAAAGGCAUGUGAUUGAUUAAUGGUUUCCCCUUAGAAAGCAAGUGUUACCAAAGUUGUGUUAUCUCAAAAGCAUUACAGGUAAGGGCAUGUUAUGGUUAUUUAUCAUUGUCUAAUGAAUAGUAGAGAUGUUAUGGGACUAUGUAUACAUGAUUAGGGUAAGGUAGAAUGUAUAAUAUAUAUAUAAAUCUAUAGCUGAAUCUUUGGUGUAUUGAAAUAGGCAGCACUCUGAAAGCAGACAGGCAUCGCCCAGCCAUUCUUCAGCACAUUCCUCUUACUGCACAUUUCAAGCCGUCCUAGUGGAGCAAGCCCUAAAGCAGAUUCGUUUUUGCCAUUUUCCAGGAAUGAUGGUGGUGGCUGACUUAUAGUCAGAAAACGGCCUUCUGUGCAUUACAAAA
Molecule: messenger RNA, 3837 nt
Organism: Orycteropus afer afer
Lineage: Eukaryota; Metazoa; Chordata; Mammalia; Tubulidentata; Orycteropodidae
Gene: TRIM2
Product: tripartite motif containing 2
Biological process (GO): negative regulation of translation; protein polyubiquitination; proteasome-mediated ubiquitin-dependent protein catabolic process
Molecular function (GO): ubiquitin protein ligase activity; protein binding; translation repressor activity
Source: RefSeq, a predicted model, not a curated record